UGCAGUCUUCUGUCUCCUCCACCUGGCGCCGCGUGCCUCACCAGCCAUGUUCAGCCACCUGCUCUUACUGUUGUGUUUGAUAACCGGAAGUCUGGGUGCUGUCCCGUGUCUGUGUGAAAAUCAAGACCUCGAGGUACAUCGAGAUUCUACCGCUAUUCUAAAUUGUGGUUGCCUGAGCAAAGAGAACAGCAUAGUCUGGAGUAUAAAUGGAGAGUUGGUCACACAGUGUCCAUCAUUUUCAAACGAAGAAAAGCAAGAAACGUGCAAAACUUUAAAUAGUCGCUACAAUAUUUCCGCGAAAAGAACAUCUGCAUCAUCAAGUGUGCUCACAGUCAGUUCUGGUUCCUUAUCCAAACUGAACAACGUGAGCUGUGCAGUCCCGGAAACUGAAGAAGAAACAACUUGCAAAGUGGACUUGAUAUACCCCGCUAACGAGUCGUCCUGCCAUGUGAAGGUGGACACAGGUAGAGACACAGGUGGAGACACAGGUGGAGACACAGGUACAGACACAGGUAGAGACACAGGUGGAGACACAGGUACAGACACAGUGUCAGCUCAUUGCAGCAUCACCAAGGCGUAUUCAGCUAAUGGACGAUACAGGUGUGACCUGUAUCAGGUCCUGCAGAAUGAAACGAAAUCACAGCUUCUUAGUACAACCACAAUAAAGACAUUGUCGAGAGACAGCGAGGGCGACAUGAGAGGAGAAUGCUCUAUCACGGCACGAGUUCUGAGGGGAGGAGAGCUUAAGAUGCUAAUCACCCCAGGAGGGGUGGAAAUCAAUUUAAAUAGAAACGACGACCCCAAGGACAUUUCCACCACAUUUCCACAAGGACAUUUCCAUCCAGGGCACAUAGGUCUCCCCACAGACCUCCCUGACAAAGACAGUACGGUGCCUCUAGAGCUGACCACUGACCACGUGACGACCUCAGGCGGUGCUACAACAACAAGCCCACCUGACGUCGCUACCACGUGCACACGUAACGUCGCUGGGUGGUUCGCAGGGGGAGUCUGUUUAGGACUCCUCAUUGCGACAGUGGCGAUCCUCUGCUGUAGAGGAAGGUGGAAGGUACACCCCGAGGUAGCCAACGCUAGACCACAAGGAGAUUCUCAGUGUCCGUAGUUCAACGCUUUGCCUGCUUACCCCGGGUGCUGAAUAAUUGUUCGCAAAGCCACUGCGAGAUGAAGUUGUUGGAUACGCAUUUGACACGCUUUUGCGAAGUGAUGACGUGUAACUUCAAACGAUCGAACUAUAGUAUUCAGCGAUCGAGGGGUCAAGGUAAAGUUCACGUUUAAAACAAAGGAAAAGUAAAGGACUGAUGUUGUGAGGUGACAUUUUUAGUAUAGCAAUGCACUAACUGAAACUUAAAAUGUAUCAUACGUUUCUCAUAUAGGCCUAGAUGUAAAACACCCAUUUGCUUAUUCUGUUACCCUCGUAAAUAAAGAUUUAUCAUUUGUCAACAAUAAGGUAAAAAAGUUGUUGUUCCACCCUGGCUUUCGUUCUGUCAGACAUUCUUAAAACCAUAUUGAAACAUGUAGAAUCAAAGCUCAAAGUCCAACAAAGUUUACUCAGAACCUUCAGAGGGCAUGUAGAACAAACUGUAUUAUACACAAUAAUAAAAUAUGUAAUAAAUGCACAGUAUAUUUCAAGAACUAAAAUACACAGAGAGUAAACGAAGACAAAAUAAUUAUAUAUAAAUGUUCACUAUGUACACAAUAACAACUUUGAUCUUACUUCUUUUUCACCAAAUUUGCUUUGAUGUUGGAAAUUAGAUUAUUCUUAUAAAUUUUGUUAAAACAUCUCUCCGAGUGCUACCAGAUAUUGAAACUUGUAUGAGAUUAGAAUAUUCCAGCAGAAUUCGCAAAAUAAUUUACAUCAUGCUCUUUUCAAAAACUCCCAUAAAAGCAUAGAGUGGUAUUCGUACCCAACAUCAUUAAGAUGGCAUUUUUUUUGUUUUGUACAUAAACACACAUUUUACAUAAUAUAAUAUUUUCACAUGUUCUUUACUCAGUUUCAUUGAAGAUUCAACAGCAUUAAAUAAUAGUUAUUGCAGAUUUUUAUGUUGUUAUCCAUUUGUAAUAACUUUUAGUGAAUAAACAUAGCAUUGAAAUAAUGGUAAUUGUAUAUCAGCUCAUUGUUUUUCUCAACACCAUAUUUGCAUGAAAGGUUACAUACAGUUGUACCAAAGCAUAAAAAAGUGUCAGUAAUACAUAUAUCUACAGAGUAAUUAUCUGUACAUAAAACUGAGUCUAUUUGUAUGGUAGAUAUCAAAGUACUUAUAAACAUAUACAACAGACAAAACCAUUCCACGUGUAUCUUUCUUUUUCUCCAAUUCUGUAGUUACAACAGUGUUACUAUAAAUUUUACCUUCCCAAGUUUUAGAUUCCGAAGUAUGAAGUAUUACAUCAAGAAACAUGAAUGAUUUAAUAAAGUAGCAAAGAUAGAAUCUUUUGCCACACACGUGUCCAUGAACAUGACUCCAUCCUCUAUUGUUUAUCAUUUUAACGGCAAGUUUAUUAAUAAAUAGAAAAAAUGGCUACAGGCAUCCCUGGUGGACACCAGAAGAAAAAAUAUGUCCUAUAAGAAUAUGUCCAUUUCUAAAGCAAGCUUUCACACCCAAAUACUGUUGAAUACAUUAAACGAGUUUUAUAUUUACAUUCUCGAAAGAUGAAAUGUAUAUUUAUAAAAUCCUAUCAGUUUUCAAUCUGUAAAUGAUUCAUAAAGUUUGCAAUUAAAGUUGAAGUGAAAUGGAAUUUUGAAACCAGCCUGAUAUUCUCAUGUAGUAUUUUUUAACCCAAUCUUAUAGUUACUUUGGGUAAGUGUGCUACAGAGAUUGUCACUCAUAACACAGACUAUGCUUAUAUUGUGAUGUCAACCCACUAUUUAUCAAAUAACGUAAAAAAUUCAUAAAGGCAUCAACUUUUCUCACCAUUACUACAAUUACUCAUCACUUUGCGUGGUGGCACUUUCCUAGGUUUUCAUUGUUUUUUACACACUGGCUAAUACUGUGUGUUGCUUUGCGUUGUUUUUUUCUUGGAAGGAGCUGGCAGCUUUCUGAUAAAUUUCUCUUUUUUUGUAUUAUCAGAAAAUUUAGCAUUUAUUGGUUUUCUGCCACUUUGCAAGCACUGUCUGCCCCCAACAUAUGUUCAUCCUUAUUAUUUUCCAUUUCUUUUAAAACUUUGUCUAUGUUCUUUUAAAUUGUUGUAUUACUUCAAUCUGUCUGUUAGUGGUAGGGAUGUCAAAUUCAUCCUCAGAGUCAUGUUUCAGUAUUUCCUCAGUCCUGUUGUUGUUGUCAGCUUCAAGUGGUGUGUUUACUGUUUCCAAAUUUGCACUCAAAGUAUACGGUUCAGGGAUGUCUUCUCGAUCAUCAACAAGAGGCUGGAACCAUUCCUGCUGAAUACUAUCAUGUCCAGUCGCUAGCUGGAAGAAAUGUCUCCUUGCUUUGACAUCCUUAACAGGAAAUAUAUUACAUGAAGAAAUAUUAAAAAAUUUUAUAACAGCAUGCUGGUGCUUGCACGGUGCACCUGUCAUGCCAUCUGGGCAAGAACACAUGUCUGUGUUCAUGUCUGCUUGGUAUGACUUACCAUGCUCCCUCUCACUUUCAACUUCAAAAUGAAGAUCUCCUACAGCCUGAACCAUUACCCUCUUAAUGUUUUCCG
Messenger RNA from Pomacea canaliculata, 3657 nucleotides. RefSeq lists its product as uncharacterized. NCBI's taxonomy places the organism in Eukaryota, Metazoa, Mollusca, Gastropoda, Architaenioglossa, Ampullariidae. The coding region runs from base 47 to 1120 and encodes 357 amino acids. The record is from RefSeq and is a predicted model, not a curated record. The transcript is spliced from 6 exons.